AUGAAUACUCUUAAUGAUUAUGAAAUUAUAGAGAAAUUAGGAUCUGGUUCUUAUGGAGAUGUAAUGUUAGCAAAAUGCAAAGCAAAUGGAUAAUUAGUAGCAAUAAAAGCUAUGGAGAAAAGAUUGCUUAUUAAGGUUGAUAAUGUAACAAUAGACUAGGAAAAAAAACAAUAUUAAGUUUUUAUUGAGAAGGAGGUGUUGUCAAGGGUUAAACAUCCUGGUUUGAUUAAUAUGAUAGCUAGUUUUCAAAGUUCAGCAUAAAUAUACCUAGUCUUAGAGUUUAUGGAAGGAGGAGAUUUUGCUAAUUUCUUAAAAAUAAAUAGUAAUGGCAAAUUGUGAUUUUAGGAAACAUGUCUUAUAAUUCUAUAGUAUUUUAUACUGCAGAAAUUGUAACAAUAUUGGAACAAUUGCAUUCUAAUGGGAUUGCGCAUAGAGAUGUGAAAGUAAUAAAUUUUAGAUGAUGUUAAAGCCAGAAAACAUAAUGGUCGCAAAUAAUUUACAUAUAAAAAUGAUAGAUUUUGGAACAGCUAGCUUUUUCGAUGAGCAUAAUUUACCAGAUAAUGUUCGCGAUAAAUUGAAUGAAUUAAGAGAGAUUAGCAAAUAAGAUGAAAGAUUUUUAGACGAAAUAGACUAAUACCAAUAGAAACAUAAGGCUACCUUUGUGGGAACGGCAGAAUACGUAUCACCAGAACUUUUGGAAGAUGAUAUUUGUGGUCCAUAAGCAGAUCUAUGGGCUUUGGGCUGCAUAAUUUAUAAAAUGUUCACUGGAACAACUCCUUUUUGUGAUUAGACAGAAUAUUUAGUGUUUUAGAAGGUUCGAUCUUGUCAGUAUCCUAAAAAUAAUAAAAUUCCUUAAGAUGGAAUGGAUUUAAUAAGUAAAUUGUUAGUCAGAGAUCCAUUAAGCAGAUUAGGAGGAGGAUUACUCAGUAAUUUGAUUCUGCUAUUAUUAGAUUCUAAAAACACAUAUAGAGAACUAAAGAGUCAUCCGUUCUUUAAGGAUAUCAACUGGCAACAGUUGUGGAAUCAAAAAGGACCUGACGAUGUUUAAAUACAUUUAAAAAAGAUAUCAACUUAGGAAUUCGCUCAAAAAAAGCCAAGUACCACUUUGAAACCAGAAGUAGUGAUAACUGGUUUAGUUAAUAAGAAAACAGGUUGGAUAUUCUGAUAUAUUUAGGUUGGAUGAUUUAUAAAUUAAGAAAUAUGAUUUUGUAUGAUUUCGAAAUUCCUAAAUUAGAAUAUUUCGAUCCUAAUACUGGAUUAAAAAAGGUAUAAAGAAUCUUUUAUAGCUUUACAAAAGGGUUAGAUUAUUUUAGACAAAUUUGUAACAAUAGAAUUAUUGAAAGGUUAAUUUAACAUUGAUGUACCUAGUAAAAAGAAGUACUAUUUUAAAGUAAAUUAAAUAAUAUAAUAAAGGAAUGUGAACAUCCAGCUUAAUUAUGGGUUGACAAAAUUAAAGAAGUGAUGAAAAGAAGAUUGAAUUGCGAUUGA
Molecule: messenger RNA, 1488 nt
Organism: Paramecium octaurelia
Lineage: Eukaryota; Ciliophora; Oligohymenophorea; Peniculida; Parameciidae
Source: the annotation of a GenBank genome assembly